Molecule: messenger RNA, 2037 nt
Organism: Aspergillus tubingensis
Lineage: Eukaryota; Fungi; Ascomycota; Eurotiomycetes; Eurotiales; Aspergillaceae
Product: putative C6 transcription factor
Exons: 1
Coding region: 1-2037 (678 amino acids)
Biological process (GO): DNA-templated transcription; positive regulation of transcription from RNA polymerase II promoter by galactose
Cellular component (GO): nucleus
Molecular function (GO): RNA polymerase II cis-regulatory region sequence-specific DNA binding; zinc ion binding; DNA-binding transcription factor activity, RNA polymerase II-specific
Source: RefSeq, a predicted model, not a curated record
AUGCUUCUCAGCGAACGCUUAGUCCCGACCCCACAGCGUCAGACCGCCAUGGACCGACUUUUGAACUCGCUCGAAGACCGGAGUGCCAAUAUGGAACAACAGGCUACGGAUGACAAGGAUGGGACGGCGCCUGUGCCCAAGGUGGCUAGGCUACUGCGUGAUGGACAAGGCAAAUUCAUGUACGUUGGCGACUCCGCCAGCUUGUCAUUCCUACAGAGUGUGCGGAGGAUAGUAUCGACUUCGAUCGGCAGAUGCGAGUUCACGGAAGACAACUCGCGACAUUCGAUGCUGGAGGCGUUUCAGAGUGGCUCUACAACACAUACGGGACCGUUAAUAUCACCACCAAGCAACGAAGAGGCUCAGAGGCUCGCGCGCCAGUUUGUGCUUGCUACAAGCCCGUUGUUGGAUCUGUUCGACCUCAACGAGUUUCACCCCCGGCUUGCAAAUUGGGUUGAGAACCCGACGGGUGAUGAAGAUACCGUCAGCUCGAUAUUCUAUCUCGUGCUUGCGAUUGGCGCGCAGGUGUCCGAUAUCAAUCAAUCCUUGGCUGAGCAGUACUUCGUCAGUGGCCGUCAGUUAGCGUUUUCUGCCUUCACGGAGACCCCGAGUAUAUAUACCAUCCAGUCGUAUGUUUUGAUCUCGAUGUACAUGCUGGGAGCCUGUCGACGCAACGGAGCUUUUAUGAAUUUGGGAAUCGCGCUUCGUGCCGCGUAUGCGGUUGGAAUUCACCGGAAAGACGCAAAUGCGCUUUUCUGCACCCGGGAACGGCGGGCUCGAGAACGGGUGUGGAAGAGUCUUCGUAUGAUGGAUCUGUACCUUUGUGCCUCCUUAGGACGUCCUCCUGCGACACUAGACUUUGACUAUGAUUUGCGUGAAGAGGGAAUUUCGCCAGGGGAGCAACAGCGCCUUCACCCGGACGAGCAGUUGUCCAUGACGGUGAUCUCACUGUGCCGGAUCUUCGAACGGAUCCUGACCGAGGUCUAUAUGCGUCAAGUCGUCUCGAUUAACGUCGCAGAAACCAUAUCGAAUCAACAUCGAGCUUGGGUGCGCAAUCUUCCAGUGUUUCUGCAGAUGCAGACUGAGCGGCUGGAUUCCAAGACGCUGGAAGGCACCUUGUCCGCUGCGCACAUCUUUGGUUCCUACUACUGGUCGAUUAUUCUUCUUACUCGGCCGUUCCUCAUCUUCCGAGUGUCCCAAUAUGUGCGGAAUAGGACUGAGGCAACAGGAUCCUCCGACGGCAGGGCCAGCAACUCCCGCAUUGCGUUAUUUGCCGACGCAUGUGUCUACUCUGCCUUGCGCGGACUUAACAUCGUAGAUGAUCUUUCUCGCUACAACACCCUCCCACGCAGACUGCCAUUCCUUAUCAAUUCCGUUUUCAACUCGGCCGUGGUGCUGGGAGCCGCUUUCUUUGCCGACUACGACAAUUUACUCCCGCUUGAGGAAGGCAUGGACAAGGCGGAGAAAUUCCUAGGCCUCUUUGUACCCCACGACCCACACGCAUGUCGCUUCUUUCAGAUCAUCAAGUACCUCCGAGGCGCAGUGGCGGAGUAUGUUCGUCGACGGAACCGCCAUUGGAUGGAGCGCCGCAGCCGACAAGUUGACCAGCUCUUCGGCCAAGUCGGGCCCGCCAAAGAAACCCCCAUUGCCGAAACAAAUACCCCGAGCAGUCAUCGCGGAGAACCCACCGCUGUACCAUCUCCUUUAUCCCCCGACAAACUCACCGGAGCUUCUGCUUCUCAGCCGCCCGACUUAACUACAAGCACCACUACCGCCACUGGCCCAACCGACAGUGACAUCUGGGAUACGCUCUAUGGCGCACAAGGCGCCGACACGCUACCAUACGACACUGCAAUUUCCACGCUCACCACAACCGGAAUUCCCAUCGGCUGUUCCCCAGGCGGUACCAUCCCUGCCGGUGGAAUGCCUCCGGAUGCUCCAGGAGCGCAAACACCACUCUCGGACGUGAUUCUCCCGGACAAUGGCCUGCUCUAUAUGGCCGAAGACCUUCCCGUAUUUGGGAUUUGGGGAGAUGCUUGA